UCUCUCUCUCUGUCUCAACAGCAACGCAAGAAACGAAAACAUAGAGGUUCAGGCAUCAUUCUCACUUCAGUUCAUCAACAAUGGUGAAGAGGACUAGCGAGCUGAAGAUCCAAUCGGAGCCUUCCAAACGGGCGUCGCCGUCGCCGUCGCCGUCGCUGUCGCCCGCGUCGUCGUCGUCGGCGUGCAGGAAGUACAAGGGCGUGAGGAUGAGGAGCUGGGGCUCCUGGGUCUCCGAGAUCCGCGCCCCGAACCAGAAGGCGCGGAUCUGGCUCGGGUCCUACGCCACGGCCGAAGCCGCCGCUCGGGCCUACGACGCCGCCCUGCUCUGCCUCAAGGGCUCUUCGGCAGCUUCGGCGCCCAACAGCCUCAACUUCCCUCACUCCUCCCUCGCUUAUCGAGUCCCCGACCGCGCGAUCCCCAUGUCCCCUAAAUCCAUCCAGCGGGUGGCGGCCGCUGCGGCGGCGGCGGAGGGCGGAUCUCUCGACCGCGCCGCCUCGAGCCCGCAGUCCCCGUCGCCUUCGUCGUCGUCGUCGCUGGCCUCGUCCACGUCGCCGCCCGAUCACCUGGAUGACGACGCCGUCGUCGUCCCUGCAGCAGCCGCACGCGACGGGACGGCGGUAAUGAUGGACACGUGGUGCAAUCUGGAGGGCUGGCUGCAGUCGCCGAGGUUCCUGGGUCCGAUGUUCGCCGGCGGCGAGACGUUCGAUGAUUACUAUGAAGAAGCUGGCGAUAUUCGACUCUGGAACUUUUGCUGAUUUUUUUUUUACCCCUCGCCUUUUCUUAUCUAAAUCAAAUUACCAGCGUAAAUUCAAGAAAAGACGAAGAAAUCUCGUCGAUCGAGGAAGAGUUUUUUUUUUUUUGUGAAUUUGUAUGUACUAUUUUGGAAUCUCCCAUGUGAGCGAUGCACGUGGGAGUGUCGAUUUCGGAGGAAGUCAUGUUUUCUUGUUCCGGACGCUGAUUCAUUAAAAUUCAUUCAUUAACAAAACUAAUAGAUUCUCCACUUCUGCGC
Messenger RNA from Syzygium oleosum, 1009 nucleotides. Its product is annotated as ethylene-responsive transcription factor ERF014-like. Gene Ontology annotation, biological process: regulation of DNA-templated transcription. Lineage: Eukaryota; Viridiplantae; Streptophyta; Magnoliopsida; Myrtales; Myrtaceae. Gene Ontology annotation, molecular function: DNA binding; DNA-binding transcription factor activity. The transcript has a single exon. The coding region runs from base 81 to 755 and encodes 224 amino acids. The record is from RefSeq and is a predicted model, not a curated record.